Molecule: messenger RNA, 751 nt
Organism: Rhagoletis pomonella (apple maggot)
Lineage: Eukaryota; Metazoa; Arthropoda; Insecta; Diptera; Tephritidae
Exons: 2
Coding region: 355-735 (126 amino acids)
Source: RefSeq, a predicted model, not a curated record
UGAAUGUUACUAAUUUUACAAAAGUACCAAUCGCUAAUCAUUACAAGUAUGGGUUGUCUACACUGCAUGCUUGGAUUAGAUGUUUUGAGUGUUUACUCCACAUCGCAUACCGUUUAACAUUUAAAUGCUGGCAAGUUCGCAAAGAAAACAAAGACGCCUUUUCUGCGAAUAAAGUUAGGAUUCAAAAGAUUAGGCUUAAUAGUGGACCAAGUAAAGACUGGAUUUGGAACAACUAAUGAUGGCAACACAGCUCGCAAUUUUUUUUCAAAUGCAGAAGUGGCAUCAGAAAUUACCGGCAUUAAUAAAGAGCUAAUUCAAAAUUUUUCAAUAAUACUGCGAUUAAUAUCGUGUGGAAUGUGUAUUAAUAUCGACGCGUUUAGAGAGCUCCUUAUAAGGACAAGAACAAUGUAUUUGACUGAAUACGAAUGGUACUACAUGCCUAGCAGCGUGCAUAAAAUAUUGAUGCAUGGGUGUGAGGUUAUUGAGUAUUUCGAUCUACCAAUUGGCAAUUUUUCAGAGGAAGCUCUGGAAGCUUUACAUAAACACAUACGUAUCGUACGAUAUGAUCAUACACGUAAAACUGCUCGGGAGCAUACAAACAGAGACUUGAUGUCAUACUUAACAAUAUCAUCAGAUCCUGAAGUAGUUUUUAAAAGGAGUGCUAUCCCAAACAAAAAUGCAGUUUAUACAAUGGACGAGCUGGAAGAGUAUUUAGUCGAUGCUGAAGAAACUUAAAAGUAAUAAGUACCCU